Zootermopsis nevadensis is the source of this 2458-nucleotide messenger RNA. Its product is annotated as cytochrome P450 6k1. Gene Ontology annotation, molecular function: iron ion binding; oxidoreductase activity, acting on paired donors, with incorporation or reduction of molecular oxygen; monooxygenase activity. Lineage: Eukaryota; Metazoa; Arthropoda; Insecta; Blattodea; Termopsidae. The record is from RefSeq and is a predicted model, not a curated record.
CUGGCCAUCAGCCAAGCUGUAUGAUUGUCAUCUGAAGGCUACGGAAUAAGUACCGUGUGAUUACAAUGGAGUUCUUCGAAACAGCUGUCUCUGCUCUACUUGGGUUCAUGGCGGCCACAGUGUUCAUUCUCUAUUGGUUUUCAACUUCUACGUUUCAUUACUGGAAGAAUAAAGGAGUGAAGUCGUUGAAACCAUCACCACUCUUCGGGAACAUAAAACAUUUCGUUUUAUGUAAACUUUCACCAUCUGAGGUAUUUCAGGAUUUGUACAAUAAGUUUGAUGGGGAAAGGUAUGGAGGUAUCCACCUGGCUCGAAAGCCAGUGCUUUUAAUUCGUGAUCCCGAACUUAUGAAGCACAUACUUUUAAAGGAUUUUGCAUAUUUUCCUGGUAAAGGAAAUCAUCCGGACUUAAAAAAGGACCCACUUUCAUACAACUUAUUCAAUCUUGAGGGAGAAAAGUGGAAAUAUAUCAGGACAAAACUGACGCCAGCAUUUACACCAGGUAAACUGAAAAUCGUGUAUCAACAUAUUGAUCAUUAUUCUGAAAAGCUUAUUGAACACUUGGAAGAACACGCAAAGAAUAAAGAUAUAAUUGAUAUGUACAAUAUAUUGGUGAAUUUCACAAUGGAUGCAACUGGUUCAUGCGCUUUCGGGGUGGAGGCAAAUGCAAUGGAUGACGAAGAUUCGGCUUUCAAGAAAAUGGGUCAUCGUAUCAUACAUGCUAAUGGCAGUACAUACAUUGACAUUCUGGAAUCUAUUUUCCCGAUUCUGCCAAGAUUUUUCCGAAUAUCAACUUUUCCUCGUGACGUCACAACUUUCUUCCAAAUGGUUAUUAAGAAAAUCAUGGAAUAUCGAGAACAGAAUCACAUAAUGAAGAAAGACGUAAUGCAUCUGUUGAUGCUCGCCAGAAACAAGACAGCUGACGACAGCAACAAUGAAGAUACUCAAGAGUGUCUACAAACGGGCAACGAAAAGUCAUCAAACAUCAGAGAUGAAGGUUUCAAUGAAGCAGUGUUGACAGCUCAAGCUGCCAUGUUCCUCCGAGCGGGCAGUGAGAAAGCGUCCACAGCCAUGAGCUUUUGUCUGAACGAACUGGCCCUACAGCCGGCGCUGCAGUCCGAACUUCGAGCCGAGAUUGAGGCAGCGAAGGAAGAGCACAGUGGUAAACUGACGUACGAAACAGUACUUGGAUUGAAGCUGCUGGACAGGGUUGUAUCAGAAACAUUGCGGAAAUAUCCUCUGGAAGCCAGUAUAUUUCGAGUCUGCAAGAAACCAUACAACAUCCCUGGUACGUCAGUUCAACUAGACAAAGGUACCAGGGUUCUGAUUCCGGUAUACGCACUACACCAUGAUCCGAAGUAUUAUCCAGAACCAGAAAGAUUCGACCCUGAUAGAUUCACAGACAUUAAUAAGAGCUCUAGGCAGCAGUUCACUUACCUCCCAUUCGGCGAGGGACCCCGCGUAUGCAUAGGGUUCAGAUAUGGCAUGCUACAGGUUAAGGUGGGCCUAGCCGCACUGUUGCUUCACUAUGAAUUCAGCGCAUGCCAUAAGACUAAGGCCUGUCCAGAACUCAACACUCGAACUUGGAUCACUUCACCAGCCAGCGGAAUGUGGCUAAGAAUCCAUGAGAGAAAGUGACGUUAGAAUAAAAAGCCAGUACGUUUUCCAACUGAGAAAACAGACUUCACAGGACACGGUUAGAUCGAACUAUGGGCUUUAAAAAAUUAGAUUUAUAAUUAUUUUAUUUACUUAAAGGUAUAUAUAAGUUACCAGGAAUGGAUUAGUCUACUGGGGAUCAUCAAACAAUUUAAUAAUUUAAUUGUAUAGUUAAACCUGUUAAUGAUAACAUUUUAUCUUAGGCAAUAAUUUUAUUAUUUCUGUAAAACUAAAACAGUAUAUUUCUUUCCUGCCAUUUGCUUCCAGUAUAAUCUGUGUUCAUGAUAUGAACUCAUAUAAAAAUACUAAAACCAAUUAAAAUUGCUACAUUUAACAUAAAAAUUCACAUUUAAACCACUUUUAUUUCUGGAAUUUCCAGUACCAAUAUGCCAUUUGUUAUCAAAGGAAUCAGUACAGCAUCUUUUGAAUAGUAGUAGUAGUAUAAGUUAUUUUAUAUAUAAUUUAUAUAUUAUUCCUGCUUGUUGAAAGUAUCCUUGUGCUUAAGCACUGCAUACACAAAAAUUACAAUAAAUAAAUUCAAGUAUUUGAGAAGAACAAUAACAAAUCAAACUUACAUUCAUGACAAAGUUAAAAGGAUAUUACAUUCUGGGAGUGCUUGCUACAAUUCAGUUCAAAAAGUUGUCUUCCUACCCCCAAUACAAAAACCUAACCUAACAUAACAUAACCUAACCUAACCUAACAUUACAAUAUAAAAAUCUAUAAUGUUACAUAUUGUUUUAUAUGGGCAUGAGAGUUGGUCUCAUACCGUAAGAGGAGAACAUAACAUACACUCAGAGUGCUUG